AUGGCCGUCAGCGGUUACAUGAGCCAUGAGAUGGCGGAUUGUUAUAUUGAGGAUGUUGCUGCAUAUGUGCAAUUCAUUAUUGUCGAAAUUCCAAGUCCAAUAAAAGUGACAAUAUUGAAAUGCUUCAAGCUAGCUUGCAUAAGAGACAUCGAGUAUCAUCACAAGCCUUAUAAAAAGAAUUACUCUUCAAUAUUCUCAGAAGGAUUCGACCCUAACUACCCAACAUCAUGUUUUCCGUUUGACAAAGUCACAAAAUGGACAAUUGACAACUUGAUAGCCAUCUUGGAGAGCCCUGAUGAAAUUAAUAUCAUCAAAGAAUCUCUGUCAUUCCUAUGCAACAUGCUAGCUUAUAACGAUGACAAUUUACUUGAUGAGUCCUAUCGUGAGAAAGCAAUUAAUCUCCUCGGGAAGCUGCUGAUGAAUUGCAAAGAGGAUGGAAUUGUUAUUAGAGCCUGCUGCUUGACUCAUAACAUCAUGAACACCUGGUACAGGCAUUUUGAUGUCCAGAACUUGGUGGAAAUCACUGAAGGGUUGCUCAAGGCUGAUGAAUGCGGUUUCAAGGCUGCUAGAGACUCGCUGAUGAUUCUCAUUAAAAAAGACGCCUUUGUGAGAAGCUACGAGGACUUGAGUCUUGAUUCCAGGUUGUAUUUCUUGGAGCUUGUUUGCAAGUUGGUCAACAAUGAGUUGGAGAAAAUGGAGGAUUUUUUUCUGCCCGAGGACACGGUUUUGUUCUUGAUAAAGAGGUUUAAAGAAAGAAGCAACUUGAUAUUGAAGACUGAGGAGUCGUAUGUUAAAGAACAGAUGAAGGAACCUGCGGAGGUUAUUAUUUUGCUGGAUAUUUUGGGGACGCUGAGUUGUGAGUUGGAGAUUGUUAAGCGGGAUGCUAGUUUGCUGAUCAAUGUUGUUUUUCUCCUGAAGGCAAUCCACAUGGCAGGGAAGUCAUCUUCAAAUAAUUUUACUCCACUGCAAAAAUUAGCUCAAGUUGCGCCUAGUAACAAUUCUGACAGAGAGGCUAUUGAAAGUCAUGUUGCUUUUGGGUUCAAGAGUUCUCUUGUUAGGUUUAUUGCUAAUGAUGUUUAUAAGAAUCGAGCUAACCAAGAUAAAGUGCAAGAACUGGACGGAAUGUCGCUGAUUUUAGACUGCUGCAACAUCGACGCUCGCAAUCCACUAAUAAUGCAGUGGGGCAUCCUGGCGAUCAGGAAUCUCCUGGAGAAUAAUCCAGCGAACCAAGAAUUAAUCAGAAACUCCCAAAAGAUUCGAUUCAUCGAUACAGAGGUUAUUCGGGAGAUGGGAAUAACUCUUAAUCAAGAUGGGAAUCCCAUCGGAAUCGUUCCGUUGCCGGAUUAA
This is a messenger RNA of Cotesia congregata, 1347 nucleotides long. The record is from the annotation of a GenBank genome assembly. Lineage: Eukaryota; Metazoa; Arthropoda; Insecta; Hymenoptera; Braconidae.